UCUGGGUCCUGUCCUUGGAUGUCUUGCAGACCUCCUGCGGUGGAUAUCGUGGUGCGCUGCCCAGAUGUCCCCUUCAGGAUCAUGAUGCUGAUUGAAACUGAGCAGAACCCUGUGGGACCCUCCCAGGUGCACCCCUCCCAUUCCAGCCCCAGAAUGGCACUCCCUCCCAGUCCCCUGGCCAUGGAGUAUGUCAAUGACUUUGACCUGAUGAAGUUUGAGGUAAAGAGGGAACCCUCUGAGGGGCGAUCUGGCCCCGCCACAGCCUCACUGGGCUCCACACCCUACAGCUCAGUGCCUCCUUCACCUACCUUCAGUGAUCCAGGCAUGGCGGGGGCCACCGACAGCAGCCGGCCAGGCCUGGAGGAGCUGUACUGGCUGGCCACCCUGCAGCAGCAGCUGGGGGCUGGGGAGGCACUGGGGCUAAGUCCUGAGGAGGCCGUGGAGCUGCUGCAGGGUCAGGGCCCAGUCCCUGUUGAGGGCUCCCACACCUACUAUCCAGGGAGCCCAGAAGAGACAGGAGCCCAACACGCCCAGCUGGCGGAGCGGUUUUCGGACGCGGCGCUGGUGUCGAUGUCUGUGCGGGAGCUAAACCGGCAGCUGCGGGGCUGCGGGCGCGACGAGGCUCUGCGGCUGAAGCAGAGGCGCCGCACGCUGAAGAACCGCGGGUACGCGCAGGCCUGUCGCUCCAAGCGGCUGCAGCAGCGGCGCGGGCUGGAGGCCGAGCGCGCCCGCCUGGCCGCCCAGCUGGACGCGCUGCGGGCCGAGGUGGCCCGCCUGGCCAGGGAGCGCGACCUCUACAAGGCUCGCUGUGACCGGCUGGCCCCGAGCGGCUCGGAGCCAGAGGCCAUUUCCACUUCUUCUGAGCCGCUGGCCGCGGAGUGGUGGAGUCGGUGGGCGGGCGGGGCCCCCCACCCCGGAGGCGGCUGUACCAUUCACUAGAUGGUUACUGAGCCCUUUCUGGUGCUAGACACUCCUUUGAAUGACCACACAACUAUCCCCCAAUUUCCUGGACCCUCAAGGCAUACUCCGGGGUUACAUGCUGGUCAUUUUCUGGGAAAGGGGUCCCGUCCCCUCACACAGGAUGUGCACAGAAACCUUCCACCUCCUGCCCCAUUCUACAUGACCAGGACACUGAAAUCCGCAGGAGUCAGUGCCAGGCACUGUGCGUAUGGGGGCGAGGGAAGGGAGCGUGGAUGAUGGCUGGGUGACACAGUGAAUGGGAGGUGAGGGAGUGGUGCAGCUCCUCCCUCAGUUUAGAUUUUAAUUCAAGGUUUUCAACCUGUAGUGCAUUAAGGUGGUAAUUAGCAAUGAGGCUGUGUUUUCAUUCCAAGACUUGUAGCCUCCCCAUUUUAGGACUACUGCAUUUUCAUUUCAAUUCCCAAUAUCAAGGCAGACCAGGAGCUCUAUUCAAGAGGCUCUCUUCCUGUCCAACCCAGUGGCCUCCAGGGCCCAAUGCAACAAGACCUGUGGUGGGUGUGGGCUCAGAGAGAACACCGAACAGGAGUCUGAAGACCUCGGCCCUAGUCUCAGCUCUGCCACAGGAUGCCUCUGUCACCUUGAGCAAACCAUUUGCUCCCUGGUCUUGAUUGCCUCAUCUAGUCCUCAUUUGGAUUGGAUGACUUCUGACACUUUUUCAGUUCUGGCAUCUCAGGGUGGGAUCCCUAAUGGUGUCCCCGAGAAGCCCCCAACUCCAGCUUCCUGACUGCAGCCUAGGUGGUGGAUGAGCCCAUGCACUGGUCCUCUGUUGCUCCCUCCAUGCUGCCUUGGCCUCCAGACCUGCAUAGGGUGCCCCUGCUACCUCCUGCCUCUCUGCGGGCUGAGGUGAGACUUUCCCUAGUCUGACAAGGAGCUGAGAGAAUGCAGCUUUUGUGAAUUAAACUUGAAGUCCAGGCAGAACUCUAUGCUACUGGCUAGAUGUUCUUGCAAUUUAAGAA
Camelus dromedarius (Arabian camel) is the source of this 1934-nucleotide messenger RNA. RefSeq names its product neural retina leucine zipper (gene NRL). The transcript is spliced from 3 exons. Gene Ontology annotation, biological process: regulation of transcription by RNA polymerase II; retinal rod cell development. NCBI's taxonomy places the organism in Eukaryota, Metazoa, Chordata, Mammalia, Artiodactyla, Camelidae. The record is from RefSeq and is a predicted model, not a curated record. The coding region runs from base 19 to 939 and encodes 306 amino acids. Gene Ontology annotation, molecular function: RNA polymerase II cis-regulatory region sequence-specific DNA binding; DNA-binding transcription factor activity, RNA polymerase II-specific. Gene Ontology annotation, cellular component: nucleus.